AUGAGCGACUCGUUCUCGUCUUACUCGUUCAGCAACUCGUCUGUUGUGGACGAGAAGGGUCGACGAGUGGCAAUGACGCGUCGCCGCUACGAAGACUCCACUGGUCAUCUCAAAGCGGUGCAUGAACGAGAGAUCGACGGAAAGAAAAUACGCAUGACCUGGCGACAGCAAGGCAAGGAAGAGAAUGGACAGCACGAGUCCAUUUGCUCGAGCGGUAGUCCGGAGGAGUUCGAAGCACUGUGGCAGCAGACGCCGUUUGGUGCGGCACAGAAGAAGUCAGCGAAAGGCCAGCUGCAGGCUGAGUCGGACGUCGGUCAAGAGGCGAUAUCGUUGGCGACAUCUGCUCCAAUGGAGAACACUACUGUCCAUGGAAAGUCAAUGGAGAUGACAUCGACAGAGAACUGUGCGGAGGUAGAGACACAAAAGAAGCACAACGAGCAGCGUCCGAUGGCAUGA
Molecule: messenger RNA, 456 nt
Organism: Peronospora matthiolae
Lineage: Eukaryota; Oomycota; Peronosporomycetes; Peronosporales; Peronosporaceae
Source: the annotation of a GenBank genome assembly